This is a messenger RNA of Funneliformis mosseae, 1007 nucleotides long. The record is from the annotation of a GenBank genome assembly. NCBI's taxonomy places the organism in Eukaryota, Fungi, Glomeromycota, Glomeromycetes, Glomerales, Glomeraceae.
CAAAAUCAACAUAUAUGGUAGUCGAUUGUGGUGGAGAAUCUUCAGGUGCUCUCUGCGGUAGCACUUUUGUGGAUCAAAGAUUUGUUAGUUUCGUUAAAACCUUAAUUGGGGAUACAGCGAUGGAAUUGCUGAAAGUAAAUCAUCCUUCUCAAUAUCACUUUAUGAUACAAGAAUUUUGCUCAAAUGUUAAAAUUCCAUUUACCGGUGAAAAGGCUAGUUACAAACCUUAUCAAUUUAGUAUAUUAAGAAGAACGAGUGAUGAAUUUGUGUAUCAAGCUACGGGGGUAGAGAGGUUACACACUAUAUCCGACAAAUGGUCGUUUAAAUUAGAAUUUGAUACCGUUCUUUCAUUCUUUGAUCCAGUUAUAGACGAGAUUAUUGAGUUAAUUGAAGCUCAAUUAAGUAGCGUUGUGGAUCUUUCUGCUAUAUUUUUAGUUGGAGGAUUUAGUGAAUCUUUAUAUCUUCAAAAAAGAAUCAAACGAGCUAUUAAGGGUAGAGUGGAUAAUUUUAUAGUUCCAAUUUCUCCUGAAUUAUCAAUCCUUAACGGUGCAUGCAAAUAUGGGCUUAAUAUGAAUGUUGUACAAUCGCGAAUAUUAAAAUGGACGUACGGUGUAAAAAACCACCGUGAUUGGAAACAAGGUGACCCGCCAUCACGUAAUACGCGAGGGUUAAUAUACGUAUUUCAAUCAAUAGCAACGAAAGGUGAUGAAGUAUUUAUGGAACAAAAAUUUAGGCAUAAAAUAUUCUCAAUACCUGGCCAAGAUAUUAUGGAUAUUGAAAUCUACUGUACGAAAAAAAAUGGUGCAGUAUAUUGUGACGAACCUGAAAUGGUAUAUUUAGGCGAAGUUAACGUUCAAUUAUUCGAUAAUUCCUUGGGCAUCCCUCUAUGUAUUUCAAUGCAUUUUGGUCAAAUGGAGUUGAUUGCUACCGUUACAAAUGAGGAAAAUGGGUAUAUGUAUAAGAAAGCUUUUCAAUUUUAUGUCGAGUUUUUCCCAUAUUAUAUAUGA